AUGCGAGUCCUGCUCCUGCUUGCAGCCGUCGGGCUCUGCGGGGCCCAGUACAGCCCCAACACUGCGUACGGCAGGACCGCCAUCGUGCACCUCUUCGAGUGGCGCUGGGCCGACAUCGCUCUCGAGUGCGAGCGCUACUUGGCUCCUUACGGCUUUGGAGGAGUUCAGGUUUCACCUCCAAAUGAAAAUGUGGUUGUAACUAGCCCCUAUAGACCCUGGUGGGAAAGAUACCAGCCCAUCAGCUACAACAUCUGCACUCGCUCAGGAAAUGAAGAUGAGUUUAGAGAAAUGGUGUCCAGAUGCAACAAUGUUGGAGUUCGUAUCUAUGUGGAUGCUGUUGUCAAUCACAUGUGCGGAUCUGGAGCUGGAUACGGCACCCAUUCAACCUGUGGAAGCUAUUUUGAUGCCGGGACCAGAGAUUUUCCAUCUGUGCCAUACUCUGGCUGGGAUUUCAACGAUGGCAAAUGUAGUACUUAUAGCGGAGAAAUCGAAAAUUACCAGGAUAUUUAUCAGGUUCGGGACUGCCGCUUGUCUGGCCUUCUGGAUCUGGCCCUGGAGAAGGACUACGUGCGCUCCACAAUUGCUGGGUACCUGAAUCACCUCAUAGAUAUUGGCGUAGCAGGCUUCCGGAUCGACGCUGCCAAGCAUAUGUGGCCUGGGGACAUGAAGGCAUUUCUUGAUCAGCUGAACGACCUAAACACACAAUGGUUUUCUUCAGGAACUAGACCUUUCAUUUACCAGGAGGUUAUUGACUUGGGUGGAGAGCCAAUCACAGGCAGCCAGUACUUUGAUAACGGCCGAGUGACGGAGUUCAAGUACGGCGCAAAGCUGGGGACCGUGCUCCGCAAGUGGGAUGGCAAGAAGAUGUCCUACUUAAAGAACUGGGGAGAGGACUGGGGCCUUGUGCCUUCUGACAGAGCCCUGGUCUUCGUGGAUAACCACGACAACCAGCGUGGGCACGGGGCUGGUGGAGCUUCCAUUCUCACCUUCUGGGAUGCCAGGCUUUACAAAAUGGCUGUUGGUUUCAUGCUGGCUCAUCCUUAUGGAUUCACGCGGGUGAUGUCAAGCUUCCGUUGGCCAAGAUAUUAUGAAAAUGGAGAGGAUGUUAAUGACUGGUAUGGACCACCACACAAUUCGGAUGGAUCAACAAAAUCUGUUCCAAUUAACGAAGAUACUACCUGUGGUGAUGAUUGGGUUUGUGAACAUCGCUGGCGUCAAAUAAGGAACAUGGUUGUCUUCCGUAACGUGGUGAGCACCGAGGAUUUCACCAACUGGUGGGACAACGACAGCAACCAAGUGGCUUUUGGACGUGGUAGUAAGGGAUUCAUUGUCUUCAAUAACGAUGAUUGGGAAUUGAAUCAGUCUUUGGAAACUGGACUGCCUGCUGGUACCUACUGUGAUGUUAUUUCUGGAGAUAAGGAAGAUGGCAGAUGUACUGGAAUAGAGGUGUACGUUUCCAGUGAUGGCAGGGCUAAUUUCCAGAUCAGUAACAAUGCUGAAGACCCGUUCAUUGCAAUUCACGUUGAAGCAAAAUUGUAAUUCAAGCAAAGCAUGU
Molecule: messenger RNA, 1555 nt
Organism: Tinamus guttatus (white-throated tinamou)
Lineage: Eukaryota; Metazoa; Chordata; Aves; Tinamiformes; Tinamidae
Product: pancreatic alpha-amylase
Biological process (GO): carbohydrate metabolic process
Molecular function (GO): alpha-amylase activity; cation binding
Source: RefSeq, a predicted model, not a curated record